Molecule: messenger RNA, 405 nt
Organism: Schistocerca serialis cubense
Lineage: Eukaryota; Metazoa; Arthropoda; Insecta; Orthoptera; Acrididae
Product: tetra-peptide repeat homeobox protein 1-like
Exons: 2
Coding region: 19-405 (128 amino acids)
Source: RefSeq, a predicted model, not a curated record
AGCACGACAAGCAGCAACAUGAACCAACUGACCGCAACCAUUUUCCUGGCAGUGCUGGGCAUGAGCUCUGCAGGCCUGCUUCAUGGACUUGGACCCCUGCAUGGCCCAAUUCUGCCUGGACCAGGACCUUUGCCUGGACCUGGACCACUGCCUGGACCUGGACCUCUUCCUGGACCAGGCCCCCUGAGGCUAGGACCUGGACCCCUGCCAGCCUAUGCACCUGUGCAUGGUUAUGCCCCCCUGCAUCUUGGCCCUGGCCCCUUGCCUGGACCAGGCCCCUUGCCUGGACCUGGCCCUCUGCCUGUACUGGGACACCUGAGGUUGGGCCCUGGACCCCUCCCAGGCCCACUGCCUGGUCCUUACCCUGGUCCUCUGGGUCAUGGACCUGCUCCUCUGUGGCAUUAA